This is a messenger RNA of Eruca vesicaria subsp. sativa (arugula), 2295 nucleotides long. NCBI's taxonomy places the organism in Eukaryota, Viridiplantae, Streptophyta, Magnoliopsida, Brassicales, Brassicaceae. The record is from the annotation of a GenBank genome assembly.
AUGGACAAAGUCCAAGAACAAGCAGAGUUGAUCGGAAAGAAGCUAACUCCGUUUGUAGCUUCACAACCAACAAGCAGCAUCGUCGGAGGAUUAAAUGAUCAGAAAACCACCGUUGGAGGACAAUCAACUGAUCAGAAAACCACCGGUGGAGGAGGAUCAAAUAAUCAAAAAACCACCGGUAGAGGAGGAUUAAAAGAUCAGAAAACCACCGGUGGAGAAGGAUUAAAUGAUCAGAAAACCACCGGUGGUUCUCAGAAAACACAACCUCCAACAACAUCACCUCCUUCUCCUCCAUCACCGGACAGUGGUGGCGGCGACGGUGGCUCACAAUCACCUCCUCCACCGGUAGUAACCGUUUCUCCACCACCUCGGAACCAAACUCAUAACACAACUUCACCUCCAACGCCUCCUUCCUCGCCUCCACCUUCUAUAACUCCACCACCGUCACCUCCUAAGCCUCAACCUCCGCCUCCAGCCGGAGACUCUCCCGUGGUGACUCCUUCUCCAAACCCUCAAGUUCAACUUCCUAUUCCUCCUCCCACCUUAGUUACUCAGCAACCUACUAUAACCGGCUUAAAACUACCCAACAACCCUAUUUUUAAUCCCUCUCCGCCUUCUACUCCUUUAUCUCCGCCGUCACCCGAUCAUCCCGGUAGCCAAGGAUCUCCACCGUCAUCUCCAUCGCCUCCCGUUGUCUCUCUAACCCCUAAUGCUCCAAGAAACCCUUCACAGCCGUUGGAUUCACCACCGGCAGCAGGAGGAACAAACCAUGUUCCCUCCUCGUCUUCUUCGCCGUCUCAUCCUAAUAAUGCUGGAGGUUCUAGUAGACAUAAUGCGAAUGGUAAUAACGGAAAUGGUGGUAAUGUACAACAACAAAACAAUGAUUCUAACUACACGGAGAAGACAAUGAUAGGGAUUGGGAUCGCUGGUGUCUUGGUUAUUGUAUUCGUUGCUGCUAUUUUCUUUGUUAGGAGGAAACAGAAUAAAUCUUCUUCGCCUCGGUCUAACCAGAACUAUUUGCCACCGGCUAAUGUCUCUGUUAAUACAGAUGGAUUCGUUAACUACAGGCAAAAACCUGGAAACGGGAACAUCUCGGCGCAGAACUCUUCACCAGACACUAACAACAGUUUGGGGAAUCAAAAACCAGGUAGAUCAUCAACACCUGACUCGGCAGUAUUAGGAAAUUCAAAGACCCUUUUCACAUUCGAGGAGCUAAGCCAAAUAACAGAAGGAUUUAGCAAGAGAUUUGUCAUUGGAGAAGGUGGCUUUGGCUACGUCUACAAGGGUAUCAUUUGCGAGGGCAAGCCAAUCGCGAUUAAGCAGCUAAAGUCCAUCAGCGCAGAAGGAUAUAGAGAGUUCAAAGCUGAAGUAGAGAUCAUAAGCAGAGUGCAUCAUAGGCAUUUAGUUUCUCUUGUGGGUUAUUGCAUCUCUGAGCAACAUAGAUUCCUUAUCUAUGAGUUUGUCCCCAACAAUACUUUGGACCACCAUUUACACAGCAAAGACUUACCGGUUUUGGAAUGGACUAGACGAGUCAAGAUUGCAGUUGGCGCAGCCAAAGGACUUGCUUAUCUACAUGAAGAUUGUCAUCCGAAGAUUAUCCAUAGAGACAUCAAAUCGUCAAAUAUUCUAUUGGAUAAUGAUUUCGAAGCUCAGGCAAAGUCAAUACUUCAUUUGGUUGCAGAUUUUGGACUCGCCAGACUAAACGAUACAGCACAGUCCCACAUAUCGACACGAGUCAUGGGCACAUUUGGGUAUUUAGCGCCAGAAUAUGCAUCAAGCGGGAAGUUAACGGAUAGAUCAGAUGUGUUUUCAUUUGGAGUUGUGCUACUAGAACUCAUCACCGGUCGCAAACCUGUUGACACCUCUCAACCUAUGGGUGAAGAAAGUCUCGUUGAAUGGGCACGUCCGCGGCUAAUCGAGGCCAUUGAAAAAGGUGACAUCAGCGAAGUAGUGGAUCCACGGCUUGAAAUGCAUUACAUUGAAGGAGAAGUCUAUAGGAUGAUUGAAACUGCUGCGUCUUGUGUUAGACAUUCAGCUCUAAAACGGCCGCGUAUGGUUCAGGUUGUGAGAGCUUUGGACACGAGAGACGACAUGUCGGAUCUGUCAAAUGGAGUAAAAGUAGGUCAAAGUACGGUCUAUAACUCUGGUCAAUACAGUACUGAGAUUCGUAUGUUCAGAAGAGCAUCUGAAGAUUCAACGGAUUACGGUACUAGUAAUGGUUACUACACGAGCCAAGACUUCACAAGUCGUGAAUCCGAAAGAGCCUUCAACACAAGUCACCGACCAAACUACUAA